Messenger RNA from Caenorhabditis remanei, 600 nucleotides. RefSeq lists its product as uncharacterized. The record is from RefSeq and is a predicted model, not a curated record. Bases 1 to 600 code for a protein of 199 amino acids. Lineage: Eukaryota; Metazoa; Nematoda; Chromadorea; Rhabditida; Rhabditidae. The transcript has 3 exons.
AUGCAACCCUCCACAUCCCAGCAACCACCAUCCAAACCAAAAACCAUCUCAGAUCUCCACCGAGAUGUGAACCUCUUCGGAGUCCCUAAUCGCUCCCCAUCGCCACUUCUCUACUAUCAACUGGCCUCCGCCGAAGCUUCAAAUGAGAAUAUCAGAUAUCACAUUGGAGAAAGAACCGACUUGACGCGUUCAGAGAUUCUCGACCUCCGUGAGUUCUUCAACACUCCGAGUUUGAUCGGCGGUGGAGAUAUGGUUUAUUUCAAGAGACUCUGCACAAGACGUGUAAAGGAAAUGAUAAAUAUAUUCGUCGACUACUUGCAACAAAACUACGAGGAGACCAAAGUGCUCCCACCGUUCCCAAGCAUCUUCCAUAAGACGAUUGUUGAUGUUUCAGUCGAAUGUUUGUACAGAUACUACCUGAUUACGAAUAACUCAAAUAUUUAUACGGCUAUUCAUGAUUGUGUCAAAGUCUUCUAUCCGGUCCCCUUCACUCAUUUCGUGAUCCCCGCUGAACUCAACAGUAACGAAGAAUUCUGGAAGACACCAGUGGAGAACGAGACAUUGAGGAACCUGUCAACGACUCCGUUCAGAGAUUAUUAA